AUGGAGGUAGCCGCUCCUUCGUUCUCAUCUCUGGGGUUCGAGACCCUAACCCCUCUCCUCUACUAUUCUUCCGGAGAGUCGAAGAAUUCGGCUGGGUCAUCAGCAGCUGCGGGGGUAAAUACUCCUCAGAUCCCACCAGAUAGCGCACGAUAUGAUCUCGUGAUGAUCUGGGGGUGGAUGAACGCGGCACCCCGCCAUCUGGUCAAAUUUGUUCAGUUACACCGAUCCCUGCAACCAGGUGUCCCUAUCGUCUUCGUAGGAUCCACAACGGCCUCCUGGUUCGGUUACACAAACGCUCUUCGAAUCUCACACCCCCUUGUCUUUGAUCUCGUGAAGGCGCUUCCAGAAAGCCCGAAGAUCUUUGCCCAUACUUUUUCCAACGGCGGGACCAGUGGGUUUUCGGAAUUUUUGGCACAUUACCGGUACGAGGUUGGAAGUGCGAUGCCUCUUUCCGCCAUGAUUAUCGACUCUGCGCCCGGUGGGAUAAAGUUCCCUUCGGCUUUGACAAGGGGAGUGAAUGCGUUCCUGGAGAUCAUUGGAAACCGGGUUGUUAAAACGAUACUAUACCCGAUAGUUUACCUGCUAGUGACUAUCGUUUACGUUCCUCCGAAGAUCAUUGGCAUGGAAGAUCCAAUCUCAAGAAUGCGACGGACGCUGAAUGACGAGACUUUGGUGUCAGAGGGUGGGAUACGAGGUUACACAUACUGCAAGGGUGAUGUUAUGGUAGGAUGGGAGGACAUUCUCGAACAUGCUAACGAAGCUGAGGAAAGGGGGUGGAAAGUUUCGAGGCUAGGCUUCGAAGGUGGUACCCAUGUGGGUUGUUACCGUCACCAUCCUCGUGAGUAUGAGGAAUUUGUCCGACAAAUCAGGACUUCUUCUGCCGACUGA
Molecule: messenger RNA, 888 nt
Organism: Orbilia oligospora ATCC 24927
Lineage: Eukaryota; Fungi; Ascomycota; Orbiliomycetes; Orbiliales; Orbiliaceae
Exons: 1
Coding region: 1-888 (295 amino acids)
Source: RefSeq, a predicted model, not a curated record